GGUCGCAAAAAGAUUCAUCGUCUCCCUCGUCUGAAAAUUCAAUAAAAGCAAUUGAUGAAGGUGUCUUCAAUGCAAAAAGUGCAAGGUUUAGUUCACCCUACUCCUCUUGUACUUUCCAGUUCAAAGGGAUUCUGCUGUGAACAAUUUACAACCAAAUUUUGAACAAAGUUCUUGUCUUCGUCUUCCUUUAAAACGAGUACACAUGAUUAAAAGAGCUGAGUUUUCAAAGGCUGCUUCUAGCAGCAAAGGUUCUGAGCAUUCCUCAGUGAUAAAUUCGUGUAAUGGAUCAGUCGAAAGCCAAAACCCUUUGAGUUCUGAUGCAUCAAACCUUGUUCCUGAUGAGCAAUCUCCAGCUGUUGGUCAUAACAGUGGUCUUGUUGUUCGCGGAUCUCGGGGUCUGCAUCGUAACCAAAAAUCAAGCUCGGUAGGUUUUGAAGGAAAGGGAAAAGCUGAAACAAAGUACAGUGAUGAAGGCUUGUUAGAAUCUUCUUCCGUAUGCUCUCUUGGAGCCUCAAACAACAGAAACGUCUGUGGUAGGAAACAUGAUGACAUCGAUGACUCGGUGCAGAACUAUGAAGAAGCAGAAGAUGUAGUGAAGGAAAAGCCUGCUCGGGAAGGCACAGGAGUGAAGAGAAGUAGGAAUGCAGAAGUUCAUAAUUUGUGUGAAAGGAAACGAAGAGAUAAGAUAAACAAGAGGAUGCAUAUAUUGAGGGAGCUCAUACCCAACUGCAACAAGACUGAUAAAGCUUCAAUGCUUGAUGAUGCCAUUGAAUAUCUUAAGACCCUCAAGCUUCAGUUACAGAUUAUGAAAAUGGGUGGCGGAUUUUGCAUGCCUUUUAUGAUGUUACCUGGUCAUGGUAUGAUGAACGCACCCCAUUUGCAGCAGUUAAUGGGAGUUGAAAUGGGGUUAAGGUCAGGCACAACCAUCCCUUGCAAUCUGCCUCAGUUCGCUACGAUACCUUUGCCUGCAAUCACUGACAACAGAGUUCAUAUGUUCCGUUUCCCAAACCAAGUUCCGACCAUGCCCAUUUCUCAUGCAUCGUUCAUUCCAAUGGUUGGAAAUCCUCGUAUUCCAACCGGCACAGCUACCAACAUGGCUGAAAACCCUUCCCACCAGUUAACUACUCUAUUGGCCUCACUCUCCAAGAACUCAUAUCUUAAUGGACAAACUGAACUUGCAACAAAACAACCAUUGAAUCAGGUUUUCCCUCACCAGUAGCCAUUUGUUUGUACUAACCAUGACCAUGUCGAUUCACAUAAAUAUGGUGGGAUCGGGGUAACUUUCAGCAACUGCACUCUGACUUUAACAGUUGGAUAAUUUAUUGCUUUGAAGCACACUGAUGGAAAUGGCCAUUGGAAGCGUCUAUAUUAAAGUAUCGUUCUUAGUUAUCAUCAGAUAUUAUUUUGUGAGAAUCAUUGAAAUUAAUUAAG
Molecule: messenger RNA, 1431 nt
Organism: Vigna umbellata (rice bean)
Lineage: Eukaryota; Viridiplantae; Streptophyta; Magnoliopsida; Fabales; Fabaceae
Product: transcription factor PHYTOCHROME INTERACTING FACTOR-LIKE 15-like
Biological process (GO): regulation of DNA-templated transcription
Molecular function (GO): protein dimerization activity; DNA-binding transcription factor activity
Source: RefSeq, a predicted model, not a curated record